CCCACUCGGGCCCUGUCCGGGACCCGCGGGUGUCGCGCAGGGCGGAGGCCCGGCCUCGCCGGGGGUCGGUGGGGGUCCCUCCCUCCGCUCCCCUUCCCCGGACCGGUCACCCUGCCUGCCCUCUGCUCGCCCUCUGCUCGCCCUCUGCUGCUCCUCCUCCCGGAGCACCGUCGAGGAGCAUGGAGGAAGAGGAGGAGGAGGAGGAAUGUCUCCUGCGCAUCCGGGGAGCCACUUUCCGGGUGUCCUUGCCCCGGGGGGACUGUCUGCGGGGGACCGAGCUCAGCCCAGCCGGGACCGUCGCCGGUGGCCUGAGCUUCUGCCUGCCGCUGGCCGAGAUCGUGUGCGUGAAGCUGGGGAAGGGCAGAGUGCCGGCGGAGGAGCCGAAGGAUGCCCAGGAUGGGAGUCUGUUCACAGUAUUCUACGUGAAGAGAGAAAGGCGUCAGCGCUGGCAGCUGGACUCUCUGCUGUGCGAGGCCCAGGAUCCUGCCCGGUGCAGGGAGUGGACAGGCAGGCUGCAGCGGGCCCUGGAUCAACACGGGACCACCCGUCCCAGGAACCUGCUGGUGUUUGUGAACCCGUUUGGGGGUCGGCGCCAGGCCGCGCACAUCUACCGCUCCAAGGUGGCUGCGCUGUUCCACCUGGCGGGGAUCGCCACUCGGGUCAUUGAGACCAGCAGAGCCUUUGAGGCCCGCGACCACAUCCUGCAGCAGGACCUGCAGGGAAUCGAUGGGCUGGUGUGUGUGGGCGGGGACGGCAUGUUCAACGAAGUCCUGCACGGGCUGAUCAGCCGAACGCAGCGCGAGGCCGGGGUGAGCGAGCACAGCCCCGAGGCCAGCCUGGUGCCCCCCUCACUCCGCAUUGGCAUCAUCCCUGCAGGGUCUACAGAUUGUGUCUGCUACAGCACGGUGGGGACCAACGACCCAGUCACCUCUGCCCUUCAUAUCAUCAUAGGAGACAGCCAGCCCUUGGACGUCUGCAGCAUCCACCAGCACGACCGCCUGGUCAAGUUCUCAGUGUCCCUCCUUGGCUACGGUUUCUAUGGUGACGUGUUGGCGGACAGUGCCAGGCGCCGCUGGAUGGGCCCCCUGCGGUAUGACUAUUCAGGCUUCAAGAUGGUCCUGGGUAACCGCAGUUACCAGGGCACAGUGGAGUUCCAGAAGGCGGAGAGCACCCUCUCCCACCCCAGAGACAGCACCCGCUGCCGAGCAGGCUGCCUCGUCUGCGCAGGCUCCACAAAGCACCUGAGGAGAAAGGACGACGACACCAACAGGGAUUCCCAACCAGACCCCGACUCCCCUACCGAGGGCCGGUGGCAGAGUGUGGAGGGCAGCUUUGUGGCCGUGAAUCUGACCUGCAUCUGCAGCGCCUGCCCCAAGAGCCCCGAGGGCCUGUCUCCUUGUGCCCACCUGGCAGAUGGCACGGCCGACCUGGUGCUGGUGCGUCGCUGCUCCACGUUGGACUUCUUGCGCCACCUGAGUCGCCACACUAACCGGGGAGAUCAGUUUGACCUGCCCUUCGUCAGCGUGCACCGGGUCACGGCCCUGAGGUUCACACCCAAGAUGGCUGAAGACUGGACUGAGGAACAGCCCAUCUUAGAGCCCAAGAGCUUCUUCAGCGGCCUGUGUCGGGGAGAGCCCCUCUGGAGCUCUUGGAGCUGUGAUGGCGAGAGUCUGCCCCACGCACCCCUCAAAGCCAAGGUGCAUCACCAGCUGAUCCGCCUGUUUGCCCGGGGCAUUGAGAGUGAGAAAGCCACGCCCCUGUUCAGCCGGGGGUAGCUGGCCUCUUCCCAGGCUUGCUGAGGACGAAAAGAGGGAGGAGGCGGCGGAGGAACCCCCCAUUCAUUUCUGGCCUGGAGUGAGCUGGACGAGAAGUGGACACUGCCCGUUCUCCUUUAGCCCGUAGGGCCCCAGAGCCCUCAGUCCCCAGAGGCGGGGGGGGGGGGGGGGGCGGGACAUAGCUCUAACUUGUUCUCCUGGUCAGGACGAGGCACCCAGAGCCCAAUAGGUGGAGAGGCAGGGCUGCCAGGGGCAGGUUUCUGCCCUCCCCACCAGCCCCGUCGCCAUUCCUAUUCCCUGCCCUGCCAGGAGACCAUCCAGCUUCUUAGACACGGGCACCUAAACUAUUGUUCAACCCGUAGAGGCUCUCCCUGUUUGACUGGGAUAGGAGGCAGGGCUGGUCUCUCCUGCCUUAAGAAUGAGUAGGGGCCGUCUUUUUUCUUUAUAGUAUCUGUUAAGAGCUUACUAUGUGCCAAGCACUGUACAAAGUGCUGGGCGGGUAGAGACAUGAUAAUCAG
This is a messenger RNA of Ornithorhynchus anatinus (platypus), 2293 nucleotides long. RefSeq names its product ceramide kinase-like. The transcript is spliced from 13 exons. The coding region runs from base 180 to 1775 and encodes 531 amino acids. NCBI's taxonomy places the organism in Eukaryota, Metazoa, Chordata, Mammalia, Monotremata, Ornithorhynchidae. Gene Ontology annotation, molecular function: kinase activity. The record is from RefSeq and is a predicted model, not a curated record.